Nothoprocta perdicaria is the source of this 5047-nucleotide messenger RNA. RefSeq names its product KN motif and ankyrin repeat domains 1 (gene KANK1). Gene Ontology annotation, cellular component: cytoskeleton; cytoplasm. Gene Ontology annotation, molecular function: protein binding. The record is from RefSeq and is a predicted model, not a curated record. Bases 265 to 4278 code for a protein of 1337 amino acids. NCBI's taxonomy places the organism in Eukaryota, Metazoa, Chordata, Aves, Tinamiformes, Tinamidae. Gene Ontology annotation, biological process: negative regulation of actin filament polymerization. The transcript is spliced from 13 exons.
GGCUCCUGGAAGUCUCAGUUUCUGCAGAGCCCUGUACGCCUAAAUAAUAGAUGCUGAGAGCGAAAUGAAAACUUCCUGAGGAGGAGCCUGCUGUGAUAACUUUGACGUUCCUGAACGUGCUGUCAAAUGCUGAAGUGCUGAACUGAAAGCAAGAAGACCAGUACAUUUGUUACGAUAUCUUAGGGUUGCAUGUCAGGUUGGACUUGAUGCAUGAGAUUUGCAUGACACCUAACAACCUAGCUCUGGAUGCACCACUGAGCAAACAUGGCCUACACAGCAAAUGCUAAUGACAGUGCUACAGAAAAAGAGGAAGCUGUUAUAAAUGGAGAAGAUGAAAAAGAACAGAAAGAUCCCUAUUUUGUGGAAACGCCUUACGGCUACCAGCUGGACUUGGAUUUUCUGAAGUACGUGGACGACAUACAGAAGGGGAAUACCAUUAAGAAAUUAAACAUACAGAAGAAGAAGAAAACGGUACCGGCCCCCGCAGGCACCAAGAACCCCUUUGGGCAGUGCGGUGGCUGGACCUCCACCGAGUCCCUCUCCUCAUCCAACAGUGAUGAGAACAAGCAGUCGUGCGUGGCCUCAAGGAGUCAAGUAGCCCCGUCCGUCGCGGUGCGGCCAUCCAUCUCCUUUGAAGCAUCUUCCUCCUACCUGACUAUCCCCGAGAGCAAGCAGCUUCCUCCUCCCUCUCCUCAGCUUCCCCGGCACAACCUCCAUGUGACAAAAACACUCAUGGAAACGCGGAGGCGACUAGAGCAGGAGAAGAUGAUGCAGGUGACACCAGGAGAGGUCCGCCGGCCGCGGCUCUCCAGCUUUGGGGGCAUGGGCUCCACGAGCUCGCUGCCCUCGUUUGUGGGAUCCAGUGGCUACAGCCACAUGUCCCAGCAGCUUCAAAAUGGGUAUCAAGGUAACGGAGACUACGGCGCCUGCUUUGGCUCCUCGUUGGGUGGCUCCAUCCGCCACAGCCCAAUGAGCUCGGGAAUAUCCACACCCGUGACCAACGUGAGCCCGGUGCAUCUACAGCACAUCCGCGAGCAAAUGGCGAUUGCCCUGAAGCGCCUCAAGGAGCUUGAGGAGCAAGUCAAGACCAUUCCUGUUCUCCAGGUCAAAAUUUCAGUGUUACAGGAGGAGAAGAGGCACAUGAUGGCAGAACUCAAAAGCCAGAGGAAACCAAAUCAAAACGAUGUGUAUGGUUUCAGAAAGCGGUCCUACAGUGCGGGCAAUGCGGAGCAGUGGGAGCACCUGUCUCAGGUCAGGCGAGGUGGAGAGCUGUAUAUCGAUUGCGAGGAGGAUAUGGAGAGCAUGGAGCAGAGCUCUCAGAGGAUAGAGGAGUUCAGGCAGCUGACUGCUGAAAUGCAGGCCCUGGAGAAGAAAAUCCAGGAUAGCAACUAUGAAAGCCCAGCAGAUCUUAGGGUGGACAGGGAGAGCCUCGUGAAGGAGAGCAGAUCUGUUGCUGUAGGGGCUGAUGAAAACAUGAACGAUGUGGUCAUAUACAACAGAUCUUUGAGGCAACACAGAGAAGUAGCAGUGGGAACAGAGAAAGAGACGAGGGAGUCUGGGGUUGGGGUGACAGAAGCCAUGCUUGGCUUGUCUACAGAGGUUGAGAAGGAGAUAGAGCUUCAGCAGCAGACCAUAGAAGCUCUUAAGGAGAAGAUCUAUAGACUGGAGGUUCAGUUAAAGGAAACUACACAUGACAGGGAAAUGACCAAAUUGAAGCAGGAGCUGCAGGCAGCAGGAAAUAGGAAAAAGGUGGACAAAGCCUUGAUGGUUCAGCCGCUUGUUGUCAGCAGAAUGGUGGAGGCCGUGGUGCAGACAAGAGACCAGAUGGUGGGCGAUCACAUGGACGUGACCGAUUCGUCGGUGGGGAACCACGUCCAGGUGAGCAGCAUCGGCACCUCCUGCAGGCCCCUUGUGCAGAGCACCGCAGUGGGCCCUGAGGUGCUCAUGAGCCGAUGGCUCGUGAAGGAGCGGCCCGAGGUGCGCGACCAGUGCACGGGCAGGUCGGUGGACAUGUCCGACAAGAAGGUGGGCACCGAGACGCCCGUGCGCGAGGCCGGCGUCAACACGGAGGAGCCCGUGGAGGACGGGAGGUGGCGCGAGGCAGCGCGGGGCGCCAGGGCGGUGAGGUCGGUGGGCUGCGGGGAGUGCUCGGUGCACGUGGAGCGCGUGUCCCGCGAGACGGCCACCGAGGCGGUGCGCCGGGCGGAGGCCACCGUCAUGGCCGUGCCUUGCAUGGCCUCGCGGCAAACCAGCGCGGCCGUGGAGACGAUGAGCCAGGGCACCAGCACGGAGGUGGCCGCGCGGGCCGACUGCGGCACCAACACCGUGCUGAGCAGCUACGACAAGCAGACCAACACGGCCAGCGUGGAGACGCGGAGCGUGGCCGUGGGGGACGGACGGGUCAAGGACGUGAACGCCUCCGCCAAGACCCGUUCGGUUGGGGUGGGAACGGUGCUUUCCAGCGUCACCGGCCUCGAAAAGCCCUCUGUGACAAAGACCAAAGACUGCGGCGUGGGGCAGAUCAGCGUCAACGAGAACUACCUGGUUGGCCUUAAGAUGAGGAGCAUUGCGUGCGGGCCCCCUCCGCUGUCCACCGUGCCGGCCGGCACUCGGAGCAUCGGCGUUGGGGGCGAGGCGGUGGGCGAAUCCGUAGGCACCCUCUUGGAAAGACCCCUGCCUCCACCAGAGCUGAGGAUUGGCCUGGAUCACUACAUCGAGCGCGUGCAGAAGCUGCUGCAGGAACAGCAGAUGCUGCUCGCAGAGAACUACAGCGAGUUGGCAGAAGCCUUUGGGGAGCCGCACUCCCAGAUCGGGUCCCUCAACUCGCAGCUUCUCAGCACCCUCACGUCCAUCAACUCUGUCAUGAAGUACGCCAGCACGGAGGAGCUGCGGGGCCUGGAUCUGCAGAAGCAGGGCAUGGACAGGAGUAGCGCGUCAGCAGGUGCUACCUUGGAGUACAUCCCCCAUGGCCAACUUGCAAACGCCCACCUGGCUUCAAACCUGCGAGCCCUGAAGCUGGAGCAGGACAUGGGACCGGUGCAGGAGGAGAGGAAGGCACCUAUGGGCGAUGCCGUCCGGGGAAGAAAAUCCUUCUCCGCUCAGGACAAAAGUCUGGCUCCAAUUAACCUUACGGAUGAUCAACUUGCUUCUGGCCUCUACGUAUGUACGAAUAAUGAAAGUACAUUGAAAUCUAUCAUGAAGAAAAGGGAUGGAAAAAAGGAUUUGAACAAUGCAAAGAAGAACUUACAGUUUGUUGGCAUAAAUGGCGGGUACGAGACGACGUCGAGUGACGAGUCCAGCUCGGAGGAGAGCUCCUCCUCGGACUCGGAGGAGUGCGAGGGCGGCGAGUUCCCGCGCGACGAGCAGGGGCUGCCCGGCCGCGGGGGCCCCCAGCUCCGCCACGGGGACGUCGGGGACGUCGCGCCGCCCGGCGGCGAGGCCGACGAGGUGGAGAUCCGGGAGAGAUAUGAGCUCAGCGAAAAGAUGCUCUCUGCGUGUCAUCUGCUCAGCAACAACAUUGAUGACCCCAAGGCCUUGACCAACAAAGAUGUGAGGUUUUGUUUAAAUACCAUCCAGCAUGAGUGGUUUCGCGUCUCAAGUCAAAAGUCGGCUGUUCCUGAAAUGGUCGGAGACUACAUAACUGCUUUUGAAGAGAUUUCUCCCGCUGUCCUCAGACAUAUAAUCAAUAUGGCAGAUGGAAAUGGAAACACAGCUCUGCAUUAUAGUGUCUCGCAUUCUAACUUCGAAAUUGUGAAGCUCCUUUUGGAUGCAAAUGUCUGUAACGUCAAUCACCAGAACAAGGCCGGCUAUACCCCCAUCAUGCUGGCCGCGCUUGCAGCUGUGGAGGCAGAGAAGGACAUGAGGAUAGUGGAAGAGCUCUUCAGCUGCGGGGAUGUGAACGCCAAAGCCAGCCAGGCUGGGCAGACGGCUUUGAUGCUGGCUGUGAGUCACGGGCGGAUAGACAUGGUGAAGGCUUUGCUGGCCUGUGGCGCAGACGUCAACAUCCAGGACGACGAGGGCUCCACGGCGCUCAUGUGUGCCAGUGAGCACGGGCACGUAGAGAUCGUCAAGCUGCUGCUGGCCCAGCCUGGCUGCAAUGGAUCCCUGGAGGACAACGAUGGCAGCACAGCACUUUCUAUAGCCCUGGAAGCUGGACAUAAGGACAUAGCAGUUCUUCUCUACGCCCAUGUCAACUUCUCCAAAACCCAGUCACCGGGCACUCCGAGGCUUAGCAGAAAGACGUCUCCUGGUCCUACCCACAGAGCCACCUUUGAGUAAUAACGCGUGAAUAUCUCUAAGAAUCUUAAUGCCAUCUUUAAGCUGCUAAUUGUAACUGUUUAACUGAGACAGAUACUGAAUGUAAUUGUCUUGUGCCUGAACUCACCAGCAAAGUGAAAGCAGAGACCUAGUGCUAAAGAUAGAAAACUGUAAACUUGAAGCAAGCAUAUAGUUAAGUAGUAGAUGGCUACAAGACCCUUAGCCAGAUCUGUUCUUUUGCUCACUUACUCAUCUUUCCACACAUUGGCAUAAAUGCUGUUUUUCUUUGCUGUAUGUUGUCUUCUCCCAUGUGAUAUACAGUUUAAGAACAUUAAGGCUAUCCGUGGAAGGGUCCCAGUGGCAUAUUUUUAGUCAUUCUAAAGUAUAUCUGCAUUUGCUAUGCCUAGACUUUUAUCACAGUAACCUUCUUCGUAAAUUUCAUUCCAUCAUGAUUUUAAUGUUUUUAAUUACCUUGAAAUCCAGAAGUUGCAGUUGCUUAUGUAGUCAGCUCCGCGGAGCUUGAGCUGGUGGGUGGACGGGUUAGGAAUAGAGAGCAGACCCUCUGACAGGUCUGAAGUUCACGAAAGCUGUUGCUUAUUGGGGAUAUGUAUAACUUUUUUUUUUUUUUAUUAAAGAUAACAGUAUCUAUAAAAUUAACUCGCACAGUAUUUUCAACAUUUUAUAUUCUUUAAUAAUUGAAAACUACAUGAAGAAUUACAUGUCUUGUUACCAUAUUUUUAUUAACUGUGUCAGUCCAUAAGCUCCAUAUGUGUUUCUUGGAGAAAAAAAA